UCGGCCGUUAUCAGCACAACAGAUUAGACUUGGCCGGGGAGAAGUGCGACGACUUGACUCCGGAGCAAAUUCUCUCUGUUUGUUUUUGUUCGUUUUACAACGUUUUCAUCCCAUUUUUUUCGAUCGGGAAUUUUGUCAGCGCUUGGUCCAGGAUGGUUAAAGUGUCUUUUAACUCGGCUUUGGCCCAGAAAGACGUGAAGAAGGACGCCGAAACUCUUAUUCCCGAGGAGGACAAAGUAGAUGCAGAGGCAGCUGUGCCGGUGCGUCACCAGUCCCGGGCCUGGUGCUGGUGCAUGUGCCUGGGUCUGGCCCUCAUGCUGUCUGGAGUGGUGGUCGGAGGAGCCUACCUGUACCGCUACUACAUCCUGGAGGUGAGCAGCCAGCCCCAACAAGGGUGGGACAGCAGUGAGGAGGGUCAGGUGUUUGUGUGCGGGGUGAACUACCGUGAGGAGGACUUCAUGAUCCGGGAGGAGGAGGAGAUGGAGGUGGAGCUGCCAAAUCAGUUCCACCUGAAGCAGCUGGAGGAGAGGAUCCGGGUCCUGGAGAGGGAGCAGGUGGAGCUCAUUAACGUCCCUGUGCCUGAGUUCGAUGAUGGAGACCCCGCAGACAUCGUCCACGACUUCCAGCGGAGGUUGACUGCCUACCUGGAUCUGAGCCUGAACAAGUGCUACGUCAUCCCACUCAACACCUCCGUCGUCAUGCCUCCCAGAGACUUCCUGGAGCUGCUCGUCAACGUCAAGGCCGGCACCUACCUGCCUCAGUCUUACCUGGUCCAUGAGGAGAUGGUGGUGACCGAGCGCCUGGAGCACGUCGACCAGCUCGGCUACUUCAUCUACAACCUCUGCCGCGGCAAAGAAACCUUCAAGCUGCAGCGCAGAGACAGGAUUCUGGGAAUGCAGAAGCGCGAGGCUCUGAACUGCCACAAGAUCCGUCACUUCGUCAACACGUUUGUGAUGGAGACUAUGAUCUGUGAGCUUUAAGACACCUCGUCUCCUCACAACUGCUCUUAAAGUCACUGGCGUGCAGUGAGAUUGUGUUUUUAAUCCUCACCUGUCUUUUUUCUCUGUCCUUUACUUCAGGUAGUUUGAGUGAGUGAGAGGAGUGAAAUGUGAAGCUGUUUGGUAAAUACUUCAUUGAUUGCGAAAUAAAAAGGUGAAGAGUCGUGUAUUUUUCCACUUUCUGUACGGGGGUCUUCUUGUUAUCUUUUCAGAAAAUAACCAGCUAAAAGUCAGCUGAGUAUAAAAAUAGUAAAUUAUUUUAAUCAAAGUAACUGCAUCUGUAGCAUGAACAUAUAUUGUAAUAGACAUGGGUAAAUUUACAGUUUGCCUUUUCUUUAAGUCCAAACAAAAACAACUUUUAUACCACUCAUCCGGGUUUUUGAAAGUCAUCAGUCCAGGGAGACUUGUUAUUUUGUAUUUUGUCUGCUGUAGCUAUUAAUACACUGCACCUGUUCUUUCUUAACUGGAAAAUGGUCUUAAAAUAAGAGUGUGGGACGUGUGUCUCUCUCUUGUUUAGCUUUAAAAUAUGUCUGUAGAAGUGCUGAGUAAGAGAAAAGGAAGUGCAGAAAUAAAAUUCACAGCAGAGAGAGUUCACAGGAAACACACACUUGUGUUAAAAUCUUUUUCACAAGGGUUGUCUGUCUUUUUUUUGAAUGUGUAAUUUUUUGGAUAACUCUUCUUGUUGUACUAAUUUGUGUAUAUAAUCUCUUUAAAGAUAUGACCAGACCAACACAAUAAAGAAAACAGAAAAAACA
This is a messenger RNA of Lates calcarifer (barramundi perch), 1753 nucleotides long. RefSeq names its product integral membrane protein 2B. Gene Ontology annotation, cellular component: extracellular exosome; Golgi apparatus; plasma membrane. Gene Ontology annotation, biological process: negative regulation of amyloid precursor protein biosynthetic process. Gene Ontology annotation, molecular function: amyloid-beta binding. The coding region runs from base 153 to 980 and encodes 275 amino acids. The transcript is spliced from 7 exons. The record is from RefSeq and is a predicted model, not a curated record. NCBI's taxonomy places the organism in Eukaryota, Metazoa, Chordata, Actinopteri, Centropomidae.